AUGUGUCUUCCACAUACUAACAAUCUCUGUCCAGCCUCGAAGGAAGACUCCUUUUCGCCGUCCCUAAAAGCAAGUAGCCCGCCAGGACUCACCCCACCACUCUUUCGCAACUUGCCCCAUUUGCCCUCCUACACCAAACCUGUCAGGAGGAAACAUGAACUCCAGCUAAUACGCAUAUCUCUGAAAACAGAGGGUCGGCUCCAACAGGCAACCUUGGACCUCCUUGCCGGCGUUGACAUUCAAUUCCGUCGCGAAACCCGCCUCGAUAUCGCCCUUGUGAAGAACCUCCCCAUUGCCCUCAUCUUCCUCCCCGCCGCAGAUAUUCCCACCUUCGUCGGCGAAGGUCGCGUCGACCUCGGUAUUACCGGUCGUGACCAAGUCGCUGAGCACGAUGCGCAGCUGGCGAACGGCGAGAUAUCUGGCGUUGAGGAGAUCAUGGACCUUGGUUUCGGAGGCUGCAAGCUGCAGGUGCAGGUUCCGGAGAAGGGUGACAUCACCGAGGCGAAGCAAUUGGUUGGCCGCAACGUGGUUACCAGCUUCACGGCCCUCACCGAGGCCUUCUUCGCUAAGCUUGAGGGCGUUGACGAUACCAGCAAGCUCUCUACCAAGAUCAAGUAUGUCGGUGGCAGUGUUGAGGCUGCUUGCGCAUUGGGUGUCGCUGAUGGAAUUGUCGACCUUGUUGAAUCUGGUGAAACCAUGAAGGCUGCUGGUCUCAAGGCCAUCGAUACCGUUGUCGAGAGUACCUCUGUUCUCGUCAAGUCCCGGAAGGCCCAGAGCCCUCUUGUCGAACUCAUCACCUCUCGUAUCCGUGGUGUCAUCACCGCACAGAAAUACGUCCUGUGCCAGUACAACAUUCCUCGCUCUGAACUCGCCACUGCCUCCAGCAUCACCCCAGGAAAGCGUGCCCCGACCGUGACCGCCCUCGAGGCUGACGGCUGGGUAGCCGUCAGCUCGAUGGUCGAGAAGAAGAAGAUCGCCACCGUGAUGGACGAGCUGACCAAGGUCGGUGCGACAGACAUCCUAGUCCUGACCAUUGCCAACUCCCGGACGGGUUAGAGGAGGGUUUUUUCAAAAUUUAUCAUGUCCUGUCAUGCCUUGUUUUUUCUUCGUUUCAUUUUGGCAUAAGGCGUGUUUCAUAUUAUACAAUUUCGGUUUUUUGUUUCUUUAAAAAGGGGUUCUAUCUAUUUCCUUUCUUUUGCUU
Aspergillus nomiae NRRL 13137 is the source of this 1201-nucleotide messenger RNA. Its product is annotated as ATP phosphoribosyltransferase. The coding region runs from base 1 to 1056 and encodes 351 amino acids. Gene Ontology annotation, molecular function: ATP phosphoribosyltransferase activity; magnesium ion binding. Gene Ontology annotation, biological process: L-histidine biosynthetic process. Gene Ontology annotation, cellular component: cytoplasm. The transcript is spliced from 3 exons. The record is from RefSeq and is a predicted model, not a curated record. Lineage: Eukaryota; Fungi; Ascomycota; Eurotiomycetes; Eurotiales; Aspergillaceae.